ACUCUGCUUAUUUCAAACGUUGUUGGCCGCCGCCUUCACAUUGCUAAUGCUUUUGUAAUACGUUACAGCUAGCUUUAAACGGAGUAAAAAUGGGAUUUUGAGCAUUUAACGAUUGAGAAAGUCUUGUCUGGGGAGACAGUGCGGGAUGCUGCAUCGCAAUGGGAAAUAUUUUUGGCAAAAAGAAACGAAGUCGAGUCACAGAACAGGACAGAGCUGUUUUGCAACUGAAGCAGCAGAGAGAUAAACUGAAGCAAUAUCAGAAGAGGAUCACUCUACAGCUGGGGAAGGAGAGACAGUUGGCCAAGCAGCUGCUGCAUGAUGGCAAGAAGGAGAAAGCUCUCCUGUUGCUUAAGAAAAAACGCUUCCAGGAACAACUUCUGGACAAGACGGAGAACCAGAUAAGCAACCUAGAGCGCAUGGUUCAAGACAUUGAGUUUGCACAGAUCGAGAUGAAGGUGAUUGAAGGACUGAAGGUUGGCAAUGACUGCUUAAAGAAAAUGCAUGAGAUGAUGUCCAUAGAAGACGUGGAGAGGAUCAUGGAUGAGACCCAGGAAUGCAUUGAGUACCAGAAGCAAAUUGAUGACAUUCUGGCAGGCUCUCUGACACAAGAGGACGAGGAUGCUGUAUUAGCAGAGCUGGAGGCUAUCACUCAGGGAGAUGUUGAGCUUCCUGAGGUGCCUGAUGAGCAAUUACCAGAGAUUCCAGAUCAAGAGCCAGAGCGGAAGAAGGAAAUUGUGAAGAAGAAGCCGGAGAGAGAGCUGUUGGCUUUGUAGAGCCUCACCAAUGCACUUUUAUAUUGUUCCUGUAACUCCUGGGCGUAGAUGACAACUCGCUCCUCUCUAGAAAAGAAACUUUCUAGAAACAUUCAAGAGAACUCCCUUAAACAUGGGAGCUUCGUUUACGACCCAUCAUAGUUCUCUCAGAUCUGCAGUCCAUCUAAUGGGGCUUUUCUGCUGGACAGUGCCGUACAGUUUACACUUACUACACCUUAUCUUUUAUUUUCCCAUACAACGACAGCAGAGUUUGCAGGUCUGACUUUUUACUUGUUUUGUUUUCUAUGAAUUGACAAACAGCAUCACACUUGGUGGAAAUUUUGAGAGACCCUAUUAUGCUCUGCUGUAUUGUCAAUUGAGUUUUUUUUCUUCUUUUUUUUUUCCUUUCCAAAUAGGAAUCUGUCUCAGGCGACAGUUCUAUGACUAUCAUGAUUGACCAAUCACUGGUUUUGCUUGGUAACUGGUUGUUUAACUGCAGUACAGGUCAAUUGAUAAAGUAAACAACACAAAACAGGAUCACUAGCUUCUUGCCAUACUGCACUGUCCAAUGAAAAAGUGCUUGAUUCUUCCCUGUGUAUUUGUCAAUGCCUGGUCUAAUGAAGAAAAGGUUUGGUUUUUUAAUUUGUUUUCCAACCAUUACUAUUUUUUAAAAACUAAAUACAUCAUUAACCUGUGACUCUUCAGACCAGUGAUUAUUUUUAAUCUUACCUUCCAGGUCUCUCAUGAUUUAACCAUACACACACACACACACACACACACACACACACACACACACACACACACACACACACACACACACACACACACACACACACAUAUAUAUAUAUAUAUAUAUAUAUAUAUAUAUAUAUAUAUAUAUAUAUAUAUAGAGAGAGAGAGAGAGAGAGAGAGACACAUACGUGUGUGUGUGUGUGUGUGUAUAAACCUUCUGGCCAGGUAUAAGGCAUUUUGUCAUCGUCAUCCCAACCCACUCUGACUUAAUAAACUGCAUGUGAGGCUUAUACCAGUAUCUUGUCAGAAUUAUAGGCUAAUAAAUGCUGUGUAAAAGCUCCUUCACUUUAUUACCUCUCUACAUGGGUGCUUACAACACUCCUUUCUGAUUUAGGAGGAUUACGUCUGUUGGAUUAGAAGGUUGUAUACCCCAUUUUAACGUUCUUCACAUUGCCAACGAAUGCAGUCAUACUUUAAUUUUUUUUUUUAUCUCAGUGAUUUACUUGAGCCUUUUUUCCCCCCAGACUCAAGGUUUAUUUUUUAAGAUCUGGAAACAUUUCUUAAACCCAAAGUUAGUUCUUCCCUAGAAUACACAAUACACAAGCCAAUAAAUAUACUUUUUUCUCUCUAUUAUGAUUUAUUGCUAUCAUGUUGGACUGCACUCAGCUGCUCUGUACUCAGAGCUGUCCAGCACUUCUUCAUAGUCUUAAAAGUCUGAUUAUACAAAUUUCAUUUUGUUAUUUUGCAACAAUAAAAUUAUUUUGAAUCAUU
This is a messenger RNA of Ictalurus punctatus (channel catfish), 2255 nucleotides long. It is a transcript of the gene chmp6b, whose product is annotated as charged multivesicular body protein 6b. The transcript has 8 exons. Bases 159 to 773 code for a protein of 204 amino acids. Lineage: Eukaryota; Metazoa; Chordata; Actinopteri; Siluriformes; Ictaluridae. Gene Ontology annotation, cellular component: ESCRT III complex; multivesicular body. The record is from RefSeq and is a predicted model, not a curated record. Gene Ontology annotation, biological process: vesicle budding from membrane; late endosome to vacuole transport via multivesicular body sorting pathway.